AUGAGAUUUUCCAUAAGCUGGGUUAAAACUGCAACCUUAGUGGAUUCUAUUAAAAGGUUCAAGACUUGGCUUGGAGGUUUAGCCAAUCUGAGUGGAGAUCCAUACAUUAAAAGAACGAUUGGAAUUAUCACCACUGCUCGCGUCUGUCCUGAUAGUAGAGAGAUUCUUGGAGAAUUGAGAGCUGCCGAGCCGUUCAAUAUCGACACCAAAACCCCGGCAUUUGCUUCCAACACGCUGAGUCGCGAGUCUCUUAUCAAUAGCAUCCAGACCUCUCUCUUACUACUCGGCACCGGAAAGGUGAACGUCUAUUACAUCCAUGCCCCAAACAGUUCCACUUCUAUCGAGAAGACAGUGGAUGUUCUUCAGGGGUUGCACGGUCAGGGCAAGUUCGAACGCUUGGGUUUGUCCAAUGUUUCACCAGAGGAUAUUCGAAAGAUAAAUGCUUAUGCAAAGUCCAAGGGAGGAGUUGUGCCCACUGUAUAUCAAGGCAACUACAGUGCCUUCGCUCGCACGAUUGAGAGGGAUCUCUUCCUCACGCUGCGCGAGCUUGGUAUCGCCUUCUACGGAUACUCACCCAUCACUGGUAGCUUCUUUUCUAAGUACCCUGAAGAUCUUGAGAACAAGACGGCAACCGGCAGGUUCGACAUGUCGACGUUUGGUGGUCAGAUGUACAAUCACAUGUAUACGAAGCCCACCAUGAUUGAAGCCUUGGGGCAGUGGAUCAAGAUUGCGGAUCAAGCAGGCGACUCAAGUGUUAAUCUGGAUUAUCGAUGUGCGAUCUUUCAUUCCAAACUCGAUUUCAGGGCUGGUGACGCAAUUAUACUUGGAGCAAGUCGGGCCGCACAGCUAGAGAAGACAUUAGCGGUGCUUUAUGCGGGUCCUCUAAAGGAAAAGACUGUAAAGCAGAUUGACGAACUGUGGAGCUUGAUUGAGAAAGAUAAUCCUUUAGACAACUACAACUUGUUUGUAAAGGAUUUUAUGUAA
Messenger RNA from Bipolaris sorokiniana ND90Pr, 984 nucleotides. RefSeq lists its product as uncharacterized. The transcript has 2 exons. Bases 1 to 984 code for a protein of 327 amino acids. The record is from RefSeq and is a predicted model, not a curated record. Gene Ontology annotation, cellular component: cytosol. NCBI's taxonomy places the organism in Eukaryota, Fungi, Ascomycota, Dothideomycetes, Pleosporales, Pleosporaceae.